GCAGCUGCAGCUACAACUCGUGGAGGCGAGAAUGACACCGGCGCUCCCGUACACGAAGACAACCUGAGCGUAAGGACGGAUCCUUUUCUUUUCUGCAUUUAUAAGAUACUACAAUGAUGGCGCUCUUUGUUGCACCUUUACGGACACGGUUGAUCGUGCCGGUUUUUACAUUCAUUGCACUGUGGGGAUGCGCGCUGUCCAUCACUCGCUACUCUAUUCCGGAGGAGAUGGAAGAGGGCUCCUUUGUUGCCAAUCUGGCCACAGAUCUGGGUUUGGAUGUUCGCAGUUUGGUGCAGCGUAGCGCGAAACUCGAUGUCAUUCACAGCAAAAAUUACCUUGACAUCAACAAAGAAACGGGGGAGCUGAUAAUCCGCGAGAAGAUAGACAGGGAGAGCAUAUGCAUGACUAAAACCACCUCGUGCUUUCUGAAAAUGGAUGUCAUACUGGAAAACCCCAUCCGUAUCUUUAAUAUCGAGUUAGAAAUCAUGGACAUCAAUGAUAACGCGCCGAUGUUUCGCAGGAAGACAAUGCACUUGGACAUUUCCGAGGCAACCCCUCCCGGUGAGAGGUUUUCAUUGACAAACGCGGUGGAUGCGGAUGUGGGGGCGAAUUCAAUCAAAACGUACUAUCUGAGUGAGAGCAAAUACUUUAACAUUGAUAUUCAGACUGGCAGUGAUGGCUCCAAAUAUGUCGAUUUAGUGCUGAGCGCUAAUUUGGACCGAGAGGAGCAUUCAGUCCAUAAUUUGAUUCUAACCGCUGUGGAUGGAGGGGUUCCUCCCCGCUCAGGCACAGCUAGCAUCGUUAUUAAUGUGCUGGAUAUCAAUGACAACGCCCCCUUGUUCAGUCAGCCGGUUUAUGCAGUGAACGUCUCAGAGAACUCGGCUGUAGGGGCUGUGGUCAUGACCUUAAAUGCAACAGAUUUAGAUGAAGGCACAAACGCCCAGCUGGUGUAUUCAUACACACUAUACACCUCAGAGAAGACUCAGGAGCUCUUCUCACUCGAUCCAAACUCAGGCGAGAUCAAGGUGAAGGGGGUGAUUGAUUAUGAGGAGAGUCAGAGCUUUGAAAUGCACAUCCAGGCUCAAGACCGAGGGGCCAAUCCGCUCUCCGGACACUGUAAAGUCUUAGUGAAUGUCACAGAUCUGAAUGAUAACUACCCAGAGGUGACCAUCAAGUCUGUGAAAAGUUCCCUCACAGAGGAUGUCGCUGUUGGAACGCUGAUUGCUGUGAUCAGCGUCAGAGAUAUGGAUUCUGGAAAGAACGGGGAAGUAGAGCUCACUUUGAAUCAAGAAAAGACUUUACCAUUCCUUCUGAACAAAUCAUCAGAGGGUUACUUUGAGCUGCUCGUGUCAAAGCCACUGGAUAGAGAGUUAAUCAGCAAGUAUGACAUCACUUUAAGGGUAACAGACAAAGGCUCGCCACCUUUAGCUGAAAACGAGACCAUCACCUUAGAGAUCCUGGACGUCAAUGACAACGCACCCACGUUCCCCCAGUCCUUCUACACCAUCCAUGUAGUCGAGAAUAAUCUACCAGGGGCGUUAUUGACAUCUCUUAGUGCGUUUGACCCAGAUCUCAAUGAGAACCAAUACUUGGUUUAUUUCAUCAUGGAGAAGGAGAUUGUUAACACGUCCAUGUCAAUGCUGUUCUCCAUCAACCCUGAGAAUGGCGACCUUUAUGCCCUAAAGACCUUUGACUACGAGAGAGAGCGGGAGUUCCUCUUCCACAUUGAGGCGAGAGACUCUGGCGUUCCCCCGCUUAGCAGCAACGUGACAGUCCACAUCAUUAUCUUAGACCAAAACGACAACACCCCUCUCAUCGUGUCACCUUGGCGGGCACAGGGUUCUGUCGUAGAAGAGGUGAUACCUAGAUCAACGGAUAAGGGGCACUUGGUUGCCAAAGUGAUUGCUAUCGAUGCGGAUUCUGAACAGAACUCUAGAGUCACAUAUCAGCUCUUGCAGAUCAGCGAUUCAACUCUCUUCAGCUUGGACCAGUACAACGGGGAAAUCCGGACAACCAGAAUGUUCAGCUACAGGGACCCAAGAGUACAGCGGCUGGUGAUCGUCGCCAAAGACAACGGUCAACCUGCUCUCUCCGCCACCGUCACCAUCAAGAUAUCAACAGUCGAACACGUCAUGUCCUUCUCAGAGACCACUGAGCUACCCAUUGAGUACGACGUCUUCACAGACCUGAACCUGUACCUGGUGAUUGGUUUAGGGGCUGUGUCUUUCCUGCUGUUGAUAACCAUCCUGGUGAUUAUCGUGCUCAAGUGUCAGAAACCAAAACCAAAGGCCAUCAAGAUACCCCCAGCUAACAGGAACAGCGUGAUCAGCCGGAACAGCGUGAUCAGCCAGAGGAGCUCCACCAUCGCAGAUUCCACCCUGAUCUCCAGCGACGCCUACUGGUACAGUUUGUUCCUCGCAGAGACGAGAAAGGGCAAGGUGGUGGUGAGACAGCCCAUCAUUCCUAAAGGAGCCGGGUACUUCGUGUCCAGUAUACCCAGGAGCAUAGGGCCCAGUGAGACCACAGACUCCAGGGCAUCCACACUGGAGUACUCAAAAUGAAAGGAAGUCCAUUCUACAACUGGAGGGACCCAGAAGAGAACUGCCAUGAUAUAAUCAUCUCUUCAUGGGAGUCUCUGGCUGAAGUUUUCUCCCUGUGACUCACUAAAGAAGAUGUAAAACAGCUCCUCCUUCGGUCCCUCUGCUCCUCCUCGUACAAACAUCGACCAGGAAUCACCUCAGCUUUUUUGCCUUCUUUUCUCUUUAAAGCAUGAAUCUGCAUGAUUCUACGACAUAUUUGGACAUAGAUUUAUAACUCAUUUAUGGCAGGAUAUUUGGCCGUUCUUCUAGAGUUGCCUCAUAGUAAAUCAUUCCCUCCUUAACGGACAGAUUUGCCUUCUCUCCAGGGUUUACGCGAUGUGCUAUAGUUCUAGAAACCAUCAGUAGCUCAACUUAUGUAAGUCAUGCAACAUUUCUUCAAGAUCAAAACACGCCUAUUGAAAAAUUCUGAUAUAAUCAGGGUGAAUACAAUUCUUCCAUAACUCUGAUAAACACUGAACUGUAGCUGGUUCUGUCACUGAUUCAGGCUUUGCACUUGGUGUUUUUCCUCUUUGAAUAAUAGUUUUUACCGUCUAUUGUUACUCGCCGAUGAAAAAAACCAAUGAUCUGAUUUUAUCAUUUUUUACGAUGUUUGUGGUUCUCAGCGGUGAUGAAUGUGUGAAAAGACAAAAAAAGAAUGAAAGAAAACUCAAAAAAACAAGAGAUAGGUUGUUUCUCUUUUUAGCUGAUUGUAGAUACUGUAGAUGAAAAAGAGGUCAAAGAAGCAAAAAGACUUUUGACACCUUCACUUACAUCAGGUUUUACCUUUUAGACAUCUGUGCUCUUACAUAGCAUCUGAAUGGGCAAUCCGGCUGCAGAGGGGGAGGCACAAAUUACACAGCAAUAUGAAAUUACCUGAAACAUGAUCACGCUGAAGAUCCAGUCCAUAUGUUGUCUCCUCUUGCAGGGGGGGAGGUGCAUCUUUAGAUCAAAUCUCUAGUCAGAGGCAUCAAAAAUUGCCGUAAUAGGCUGCGGGUUUAUCAUGAAAACAUAUUUUUAAAAAUCAGGUUAAAAAAUCAAUUUAUUUGCAACGAGGUUUACCUUAUUAUAUUUAUAAGCUAUUAACUUUACAAGCUAAAUCUGACUGACUUUUCCAGGCUAAAGCUGGCUAUCAAUUCACAGUGCAAAUCUUAUUAAUCAAUAAAAAAGUCAAUUAAAAUGGAAAUCUAAAAAAAUAUUUUGUAUUGAUGAAUACUCUGUUUAUGGAAAAAGUAAGAAUAUUAAAUAAAUGUAUCUUUGCCACGGUUUAAGGAAAUAUAAGGCCCAGGCAAGAUAUUUUAUGACUAUUCAUGUUUUUAUAGAUAUUUUAAGUAUUGACUUUUAAUGCUGCUUUCGUGAGCUUCUCUAAGGGCAUUUUGUGUUGCAUAUUUGUAGUUUGGUGCGUAUGAUGUUGUUUUGAUAGUGUACAUAAGUUAAUAUAGAACCAUGAGUACUUUUCAUGACCUCAACGGUAGCGCUGUUGUGCUGCUGUGAAGCCCAGGACUUUAAAUUUCUCAGAAACAAGGAGCUUAUUAGGACGACUCAUUAGGGUGCUAAAUGAUCAACUGUAAUUGGGUGAGGUAAGGAGAUUGGACUGUGAGAAGGGGAGCAUUGUGUUAAUUAUAGUUGCAGUAUUCUGGUGCUGACUCUGCGGUAAAAAGAAACACAUAGACAGUGCUUAGAAAGUAUUACGCACUUUGAAAAUAUGCACUGAAUCCAAAUGUGAUUGCACACGCUCAGUAAUGCAGCAUGAGAGAAUAUUUCUGAAUAUCUGAGUCAGGGAAACUAAAUCUCUCUUUUCCUCUCUUGCUGUUGCCCAGGUCUCCAGACUUUAACACUGUAAGACUAAAGAUGUCACCUAAUGAGAGAGCUAUUGCUCUCACGUGCAAUCAACGCCUGAACUCACCAAUUUUAACAAAGAAUUUAUAAAAAUUGCACAUAGGAUGAGCUCCUUGCGUGCCUUCUGCAUUGUAAAAGAUGUUUGCGACUGUUCAUGAAUGAAGUAAAGGCAUGUCACACAAUAUUACAAUUUACAGAUACCCCACUGAUUAAAUACCAAGAAUUGUCAGGAGCUCAGCCUUUUGGUCUCAGAGCAGAAGAACCAUUAGAUGCAUUUACUGUAAAUCAAACUGCUUUAUACUUUGUGUUUUUUAUACCGUAGACUUUUUUGAUAUCAUCUGUACUCACUGUGAUCAGAUGGCACAGGAGGUGCUUGUGCUCGGCAUCGUAAAAGUGUGUUAUUUCUCAUUUGUGUACACAGCUCAGUUUUUCCACUCAGAUUGUACAGUAUGCCUUGAGAGUCACAUCAAAACCGUAAUCCAGUUCCAUCCCACUUAGUGGAUCAGAAACAGUAUGGGAGAGAAUGGUAUUGCUUUCUUUUCUAGUCUGGUUAAUUGUCGGAUUUUGAUGUUGCUUAUUUGG
This is a messenger RNA of Cheilinus undulatus (humphead wrasse), 4997 nucleotides long. Its product is annotated as protocadherin alpha-C2-like. Gene Ontology annotation, cellular component: plasma membrane. Gene Ontology annotation, molecular function: calcium ion binding. Gene Ontology annotation, biological process: homophilic cell-cell adhesion. Bases 114 to 2561 code for a protein of 815 amino acids. The record is from RefSeq and is a predicted model, not a curated record. Lineage: Eukaryota; Metazoa; Chordata; Actinopteri; Labriformes; Labridae. The transcript is spliced from 3 exons.